AUCACGGAGCCUGAACUCACGGCUGGUGGAUACUAGCAAGCUUCGGACUUAGCCCUUACCAUCUAAGGCAGGUAGCAACAGAGUAAGUCGCAAGGCGCAUGCCCAUUCGCCUGUCAUCAACACCCCGACGUGUCAGUGUAAUUGUGCCAAGGCUUUGCGGCGGAGCUCUGUUACGAUGCUAUGACAAUAGCACGUCAUUGUCGUCAACUCGGGGCAGCGCACGAAAGCCGCAUUGAGGCUUUCAGCGAGCGUUGGGCGAGCGAAAGCCGCGUUUACUUUAGGCACUGAGAAACAAACACUGUGCGUCAUGAUGCUUUGGUGGCCAGGUACUUGAGUGCUGAAACAUCGCUUGCCGCCUGCCAAUAUCGGUCUGGCCUCCCCGCCGCCCAGGAACAUCCCGCCACGACCUCGCACCAACUUUAUCAAGGCAGCAACAUCAAGCACCGCGACCCAAACUUGGAAUCUUCUCCCAACACCAACCCAUGGCCGACUCUCAAAGAUACUUCAACGUCCGCAAUACGCUUAUCGCCGCCGUUACCCUCACCCUAUUCGGAGGCUAUUACAUUUCCCAAUCUCCCAGCCCCAGCACAUACACCAUGUCGCAAACCUCCAGCGAGAUUCCCGGCCUGUCCCUCUCCUUGGCUCAGAUCGCGAAGGACCCGCCAACCCUCCGCGUCACGCUGAAGAACGACAGCCCGGACACACCCUACACACUUCUAACGUGGGGCACGCCGCUCGACUCCGCGGCGCUGAGCACAGGCGUAUUCAAGAUCAUCGAUGCGCAGGGGGCUGCGGUUGAGCAGACUAUCUUGCAGAUACGGAGGAGGAUGCCACCGGGGCAGUCGCAGCUUGCGUGCGUGCAGCCGGGCGAGGAAGAAAGUAUCGAGGUUGUAUUUGACAAGCCGUGGAUGCCGGAGACGAAGCCGGCAAAAUACAAAGUCAAGGCUGAGGGCUUGCUCAAAGGCGUUUGGGAUAAGUCGAAGGGCGAGGUCUCGGACGAGGAUACGAAUCGAUACGUCGAGAGCCCGCUGGCAGGCAAGACCUUUAUUACGAACGAAGUCGAACUUGUGGUGGAGUAGCACUUUGUCCAAUAGGUAAGGCCUCGUCAGCAAUAGGAAUAUAUACUUCUCAAAUCACUUUGAUGUCACAUACGACCAUAGGACGUUGAAA
Boeremia exigua is the source of this 1170-nucleotide messenger RNA. RefSeq lists its product as uncharacterized. NCBI's taxonomy places the organism in Eukaryota, Fungi, Ascomycota, Dothideomycetes, Pleosporales, Didymellaceae. The coding region runs from base 483 to 1079 and encodes 198 amino acids. The record is from RefSeq and is a predicted model, not a curated record. The transcript has a single exon.